Messenger RNA from Exophiala bonariae, 4311 nucleotides. RefSeq lists its product as uncharacterized. Gene Ontology annotation, biological process: transmembrane transport. The transcript has a single exon. Gene Ontology annotation, molecular function: ATP binding; ABC-type transporter activity; ATP hydrolysis activity. Gene Ontology annotation, cellular component: membrane. Lineage: Eukaryota; Fungi; Ascomycota; Eurotiomycetes; Chaetothyriales; Herpotrichiellaceae. Bases 1 to 4311 code for a protein of 1436 amino acids. The record is from RefSeq and is a predicted model, not a curated record.
AUGGCAGAAAGACGGGCUUCCAAUGCUUCUAACCCGCACUCCCCUAAGGUAGAACGGGAGUCACUCUGGAGAACCCUUACGCGUCAGUCAACCUUCUCAGAGAGAGGCAGGGAGAGGGCACGAUACGAUAUCGGCGACGAUGAUGAGGUUGACCAAGACUACCCCGACUGGGAAAUGAAAUCAGAAGUGGAGGCGAGAUACAAGAAGGAUCAAGCGGAUAAUCUGAAAGACCGGAAGCUCGGUGUAACAUGGAGAAACCUAACAGUAUUUGGUGAAGGCGAAGAUGCUGCAGUUCAUGAGAAUGUACUUUCUCAAUUCAAUAUCCCGGCCAAAAUCAAGGAGGGCCGAAGAGCAAAGGUCAGCGACACCAGGAAGACGAUCAUCCGGGAUACGCACGGCUGCGUGAAGCCAGGCGAAAUGCUACUUGUUCUGGGACGACCUGGAGCAGGAUGCACCACGCUCCUCAAUAUGCUGGCGAAUCGACGCUUUGGCUAUGCCGAAGUCACUGGGGAUGUCCAUUGGGGGUCCAUGGAUCACAAAGAAGUUCAACAAUAUCGUGGUCAAGUUGUCAUGAACACGGAGGAGGAGAUUCACUUCCCUACCCUCACAGUUGGGCAGACGAUGGACUUUGCUACUCGCAUGAAGGUCCCAGCUCACCGCCCGUCCGACUUGCAAUCACCCGCGGAAUAUCAACAUUCAGCCAAAGAGUUCCUCCUUCGCUCUAUGGGCAUUGAGCACACCAAUGAUACAAAGGUUGGCAAUGAGUAUGUACGCGGGGUAUCUGGUGGAGAACGGAAACGAGUCUCGAUUAUCGAGACCAUGGCUGCAAGAGGAAGUGUAUAUUGUUGGGACAACAGUACCAGAGGCCUGGAUGCAAGCACUGCCCUGGAAUGGACUCGUGCUAUCAGAGCCAUGACAGAUGUCCUUGGCCUGUCAACAAUUGCGACUUUGUAUCAAGCUGGUAAUGGGAUUUAUGAUUUAUUCGACAAGGUCUUGGUCCUAGAUGAAGGCAGAGAAAUUUUCUUUGGGGAACGGGAAGCCGCCCGUCCAUUCAUGGAAGAGCUGGGAUUUCUUUGCGAGGAUUCUGCAAAUGUUGCAGACUUUCUCACUGGUGUCACUGUACCUACGGAAAGAGCAGUCAAACCUGGGUUCGAAGAUUCCUUCCCAAGGACCGCCGCUGCCAUUCAGGAGAGCUACGACAAAUCAUCCAUCAAGAAACAAAUGGAGACUUCAUAUGAUUUCGCUGCCUCAGAUGACGCCAAGACCUUCACUACUGAAUUCAAGGAGGCAAUUAGGCUAGACAAACACAAAAGUCUGCCCAAAAAGUCGCCAUUAACCACACCUAUCAAUACACAGAUCAUUAAUUGCAUUAUCCGACAGUACCAGAUAAUCUGGGGUGACAAGGCUACGUUCUUCAUCAAACAGAUCUCCGGUCUUAUCCAAGCCUUCGUGGCUGGCUCACUCUUCUACAACGCACCUAAUACCUCUUCUGGAUUAUUUCUCAAGGGUGGAGCCUUAUUUUAUGCCCUGCUCUACAACACACUGGUCGCAAUGAGCGAAACCACAGAUUCUUUCACAGGCCGCCCUGUACUGGCAAAGCACAAGGACUUCGCAUUCUAUCAUCCUGCAGCAUUCUGCAUCGCACAGAUUGCAGCCGAUCUACCAAUACUCAUAUUCCAGGUGUCCGUUUUCGGGAUAAUAUUAUACUUCCUGGUCGGCCUCAAGACCACCGCCGCAGCCUUCUUCACGUUUUGGAUCAUCAAAUACUCAGCAGCAGUUACGAUGACUGCUUUCUUCAGACUGAUCGGUGCUGCUUUCCCCACAUUCGACGCAGCCUCCAAGGUCUCAGGCUUUGCCGUCUCUGCUUUUUUGACAUAUAUGGGCUACAUGAUCCGGAAGCCAGAGAUGCACCCCUGGUUUGUCUGGAUCUACUGGAUCAAUCCUUUAAGUUUCGCCUUCGAGUCCUUAAUGGCCAACGAGUUUCAUGGUCAGGUGAUCCCCUGUGCGGCGAACAACCUCGUUCCUAGUGGACCUGGGUACGCUGACAACGGCUUCGCUGCUUGUACGGGCGUGGGGGGUGCUUCUCCCGGCGCCUCAUUUGUCACAGGUGACCAAUAUCUUUCGUCUCUGUCAUAUUCACACUCUCACUUGUGGAGAAACCUGGGUAUUCUCUGGGCUUGGUGGGUGUUAUUCGCUGGACUGACGAUAUUCUUUACCAAUCGCUGGCUACCAUCAUCGGGUGGAGGAAUGCUCCUAGUCCCGAGAGAACUUAAGAAGGAGAGUAAGCUACUGGUCAACGAUGAGGAAUCACAAGCCCGAGAAAAGCCUGUUGUCAACAGUUCAAGCACAAGCACAACGGAAGCUGAGAACCCCAACAAAGAGUUCCAAGAUUCACUAAUCAAGAAUACAUCUGUCUUCACCUGGAAGAACUUGACCUACACGGUUAAAACUCCCUCUGGCGAUAGGCGUCUUCUUAAUGAUGUCCAGGGCUGGAUCAAGCCCGGUAGAUUAGGAGCUUUGAUGGGCUCAUCUGGUGCGGGCAAGACUACACUGAUGGAUGUCCUGGCUCAAAGAAAGACGGAGGGUACGAUUCGAGGUAGUAUUAUGGUCGAUGGGAGAGGUCUUCCUGUUUCGUUUCAAAGAUCUGCAGGCUACUGCGAACAACUCGAUGUCCACGAACCAUACGCCACGGUCCGUGAAGCUUUAGAGUUUUCAGCACUACUCCGACAAAGCAGAGAAAUUCCUAAAGAAGAGAAACUGCGCUAUGUUGACACCGUCAUUGAUCUCCUGGAGCUUCAUGAUCUUGAAAAUGCCUUGAUUGGUCGCGUGGGAGCAGGAUUAUCUGUUGAGCAGAGAAAACGAGUUACAAUUGGAGUCGAGUUGGUGGCCAAGCCAAGUAUUUUGAUCUUUUUGGACGAGCCAACUUCUGGUCUUGAUGGGCAAGCUGCAUUUAACACACUCCGAUUUCUCAAGAAGCUUGCAGCUGCCGGUCAAGCCGUGCUCUGCACGAUCCACCAGCCUAGUGCUCAACUGUUUGCUCAAUUCGACACGUUACUCCUCCUCGCCCGCGGAGGUAGGACGGUUUACUUCGGCGAUAUCGGCGAAAACGCAUCCACCAUCAAAGACUACUUCGAGCGCAAUGGAGCGCCAUGCCCCUCAGACGCCAAUCCAGCAGAGCACAUGAUUGAUGUCGUCUCUGGGAGCUUGUCCAAAGGCAAGAACUGGUCAAAAGUCUGGCUCGAAUCGCCCGAACACACCAAAGUUGUCGAAGAAUUGGACAGCAUCAUUAAAGAAGCCGCCUCGAAACCAGUUGGCACCUCUGAUGAUGGUUAUGAAUUCGCGGCCCCCAUGUUCGAACAGACCCAGCUUGUGACACGUCGCAUGAUCACUGCACUCUAUCGAAAUACUGAAUAUGUCAUGAACAAGAUCAUGCUCCACAUCGGCACGGCACUUUUCAACGGGUUCUCAUUCUGGAUGAUCGGAAACAGCGUCGGGGACUUGCAACUCACGCUCUUCGCCCUGUUCAAUUUCGUCUUCGUUGCGCCCGGCGUGAUCGCACAGCUCCAACCUCUGUUUAUCGACCGCCGCGACAUCUACGAGACACGAGAGAAGAAGUCCAAGAUGUACCACUGGGCACCGUUCGUGACGGGACUCAUCGUCUCGGAACUUCCAUAUCUCGUCAUCUGCGCCGUCCUCUACUUCGUCUGCUUCUACUACACCGCGGGGCUGCCCAGCUCAUCCGACAAAGCGGGCGGCGUCUUCUUCGUGAUGCUGAUGUACGAGUUCCUGUACACCGGGAUCGGUCAAUUCGUCGCCGCAUACGCGCCGAAUGCCGUCUUCGCCACACUGGUCAACCCUCUUCUCAUCGGCGUCAUGGCCAAUUUCUGCGGCGUCCUCGUUCCCUAUGCCCAGAUCACCCCGGCCUGGCGCUACUGGCUAUACUACUUGGAUCCGUUCAGACCACUCAUGACAUCGUUGCUGACAUUCACUCUGUUUGACAAACAAGUCCGCUGCAAAGAGAGUGAGUUCGCCGUCUUCGACACCCCGGACGGCCAGAGUUGCGGUGCAUACCUCGGCGACUUCAUGCAAGGAAUGGGCGCCCGAAUGAACCUGACGAACCCCACUGCCACCAGUCAGUGCCGCGUUUGUCAGUACUCGGUCGGCGCGGAUUAUCUGUACACGUUGAACAUCAAGGACUAUUACUACGGUUGGCGCGAUGCCGCCGUUGUCGUCAUCUUCGUCAUCAGCAGCUAUGCUUUGGUCUAUGGGAUGAUGAAAUUGCGGACUAAGACUUCCAAGAAGGCCGAGUAG